Molecule: messenger RNA, 3229 nt
Organism: Mauremys reevesii (Reeves's turtle)
Lineage: Eukaryota; Metazoa; Chordata; Testudines; Geoemydidae
Gene: RPAP2
Product: RNA polymerase II associated protein 2
Exons: 12
Coding region: 61-1953 (630 amino acids)
Cellular component (GO): nucleus; cytoplasm
Molecular function (GO): RNA polymerase II CTD heptapeptide repeat phosphatase activity; RNA polymerase core enzyme binding
Source: RefSeq, a predicted model, not a curated record
GCCUCAGGCUCCGCCUCCCCCGGCGCCGCGGCGGGUGUGAGAGGUCAGGCCGGGCGGGCGAUGAUAAUGGCGGCGAUGGCAGAGCCGCAGCGGGGCGGCGUGAAGGCGAGAUCCAGCCGGAGACGCGCAGGAAAUAAACAAUCAAGUAUUUUGAAAAAUGAAGAUGUAGCACAAAGGAGGGCAGCACUUGAGGCUGCUAUUAGAAAGAAGUUUGAAUAUGAGAAAAAAGCUCUGCGUGUUGUUGAACAGCUAUUGGAGGAAGAUAUUACAGAAGAGUUCCUUGUGAAUUGCGGAAAUUUUAUUACCCCAUCUCACUAUAAGGAUGCUGUGGAGGAGCGUUUUAUCAUCAAACUCUGUGGCUAUCCCUUAUGUCGAAAUAGGCUAAAAAAUGUGCCAAAACAGAAGUACAGAGUUUCAACAAAAACAAACAAAGUUUAUGAUAUUACAGAAAGAAAGUGUUUUUGCAGCAAUUUUUGUUACAGAGCAUCUAAAUAUUUUGAAGCUCAGAUUCCCAAAAGUCCAGUGUGGAUGCGAGAAGAAGAAAGACCACCAGAUAUAGAACUGCUGAAGGAGGGGCAAAGUGGCCAGUCUGGGGAAGAAGUAAAACUACAUGAUGAAGUCAUUAAAGUCUCAGAUAUUGAAAAUCCUAAGACAUCAGCAAGCCAGUGUGACUCUGGUUCCCAUGGCACACACAGUGACAGCAGCAGUGAUACUGAACAAGAAUUUGUUUCCUCUAUUCUACCAGAAAAUCGAUCAAAUGCAACCAGUCUGGUGCAACCAUUGCACAAAAAAAGUGUACUAAAAAAGAAGCCUGGUCAAAAUAUAAACUCCAUGCAUAGAGAUGGAGACCAUAGAGUGAUAAAUGUCUCCGAACAAUUAAGUGAGUGCAAAUUAGAUCUCCAGGAAAAAAAGAGUUCUUGUUCUGUUACUGGCAUUUCUUCAGACACUAUUAUAUUGGAAAACUUAAAAAAUCCAGAAAACUAUGAAAAUAGGUCUAAUGGUUCACAAGUAGUUUUGCUAGGUGUGAGCAAAAAGGGGUCAGAACAACUCAAAAAAAUACUUGCUAAAUCAAAGCAGCAUAUCAAACCUGAAAUGAGUGCACCAGUUGAUUCCCAUACCUCUACACGUAAUGUGUUAGAUGUGCUUAAGCAGACUUUUAUUGAAUGGAGGACUGAAGACACUUACAAGUUUCUCUGUGGUUCCAGCUAUGCUACUGUACACUUACCAGAACACACAUCCGCUGUCAACUGUGAGAAAGAAGAACUUGAUGAGGAUGACUUAGAAACAGCAGAUGACCUUAAUGAUGCUGCUGCUGCUACAAGGGAAUCUAAAAACAGUUUGAACCAGUCUUUGCCUUUUGGGGGCACAGGUGCAACAGUUAAACCUUUGCCUAGCUAUGAACAACUAAAAGAAGAAACAGAACUAUUAGGACUAAGAGUAAAGGAAUUCUAUAAAGGAAAAUGCCUCUUGACUGAAGAAGCAACAACACAGGUGGAAGGAGCGGAGCAUCCUAGCAGUGUUAAAGACGACCGGCAGGGUGAUCCCAUCCUCCCGCUUGUAGAUUCCCAUGCCCAAAUGCAGAUUCGAAAGCAGAUUGUACUUGAAAAAUUGAGAAAAGUAUUGCCUGCAGUUUUGGGCCCACUUCAGAUUACGCUAGGUGAUGUUUACAUGGAACUGAAAAAUCUUGUGAAAACUUUCAGGUUAACAAAUACAAAUAUUAUUCACAAAAUUCCGGAAUGGACCCUAAUUGCUGUUGUGUUGUUAUCAGCGUUGUCACAGAUUAUUCCAGUCUUUGCAAAUUCUCAACAGAGUCCAGUAUAUACACAGUUCCUGUCCACAUUACUUGAAGAAUUGCAUUUCACUAAAGAAGAUCUUGAAAGUUUAACAAGAAUAUUUAGACAUGGCAGCAUGCCUGAAUGGUCAGUCAUCUCAAAACUAUGGUACCUGGCAUAAGAUUUUUCGAAUCAAGUGGAUUUCUUAAAAGCAAAUAUUUUGACUGUAGAUAGUAUCAGUAAAGUUAGAAGAUGGGUAAGGUGUUUUCAAAAUGGAAGAAUAUGUACAGUAUGGAAAAUUAGUGUCACCAUUCCGGCACUGAGUAAAUGCUAACAUAAUUGUGUCAUCCUGUCAAAAUAUAUAGUAAUUUUCAAUGGAAUUUUACUUAAAUUCUAUUAGCAAAUAUAAAACAAACUCUGGUUUAUGGGGACAGCAUUUGAAUCUUAUUUGGCUUGAUUUUUAUUCAAAUUGGAUGGUUAUAGCCAAUUACCUUAUUAAAAUUUAACUCUUCAAAAGCUUAGAUUUUGUUUGUUAGAAACCCCCAUUUUUGCUUAUUACUGAGGUUAAUUUUACUUUCUGAAUGGCAGUAGGAGGGGUAAUUUUUUAUUUUUAGAACUAGUAUUGGUCAUACUUAUUAGCUGAUACACUUCUACUUUUAAAGUUACUGAUCAAUUUUUUCUCUGUUGUUACCCACAGAAUGAUGAUGAGCUCAAACCCUCUUCUUUUUCACCUGAAGUCAGUAUUGAAGUAUUGCUAUAGUGAACAAUAUUUUUUUCUUUUUAGAGUUGAAAUUAAGCAUUUUACUUUGCAUCCUGUACUUUCAUGUCUGUUUCUUAUGAAGGUGUUCUGAAAUCUUUUUGGACAAGCUAAGUAGCACAGCUUUAGUUCCAGGUAUGGAUGAAGCUAAAAUAAGUUUUUUUUAUGCUCUGAAAAUUGUCUGAGGAAAAAGUAGUAAGGAUCUCCAUUUUUUGUUUCAUUGCUAAAUCUUAAGGCAAACUGUGCCCACAAGAUUAGGGGAAAGAAAGAAAGAAGACAGAGUAUGUACCAGUCUCAUGGAAGGCAGGGUACCAUUACUGGCAUCUUUUCUGCUGUUUUCCUGCAUUGAGCAGCAUUCUCCAGCAGAAUGCUGAGAAGAACAGCAAAAAUUUCUGGUCUACAGCCACCCCACCCACCCCCCAGUGGCUUGUAUAUCUAUUUUUGCUACUUAUGAAGAUUGGUUUGGGUUCAAAUUUCUGUAACAUUUGAGAAUUUAAAACCAAUUGUGUAGCUGUUCAUAGUUUGGCUUGCAAGAAAUUCAUGGUUUAUUUUUGAAUAAUUAAAAAGACCUCAUUUGAGCUUUAUUUCAAUAGUUAUUACAUUUAUUUUGUGAUUGAUGCACUGUUUAGCUUUCCAGACCAAGACCAUCAUGACCUGCUCACAGUGUUAAGCCGAUUAAUAAACAUGCUUUGAAACCAAA